This is a messenger RNA of Diaporthe amygdali, 1281 nucleotides long. RefSeq lists its product as uncharacterized. Bases 1 to 1281 code for a protein of 426 amino acids. The transcript has 2 exons. The record is from RefSeq and is a predicted model, not a curated record. NCBI's taxonomy places the organism in Eukaryota, Fungi, Ascomycota, Sordariomycetes, Diaporthales, Diaporthaceae.
AUGGGCUCAAACCAUGCAGAUAGGUAUAAUAUCUGGCUCCAGGACCUGGAGACUAUCCGGCGAGCGCAGCCAGUGGUCGAUCCCAACAGGUUCACGCAAAUCACAGUCACGGUGAGGGCGCAGCCCGCCCCGGGGCAGGCCGCAGCCCGUUCCGCCAGCCGCGGAGACACCACAGUGACGAGCGCCAGCCCGGAUCCCUCUGCGGUGGUGGUGCUGUCCGACGAUGACGAUGACCAAGGCAAUGGGCCGCCGCAGAACAUGUUCGCGUUUUACGGCCAGCAGGGCGCCGACACCACAACGGCCAUGGCGAUGGUUCGGUACCAGGACCAUCGCUUGUUCGACGCGAACAAGUACCCCUCGCGCCAGAACGGACUUGGUUUCGACAUGGCCCAGCUGAGGCGCGACACGGGCUGGGCAAACAACGUGAACUCGUUGCAGGACGUCCAGCCGGCCUGGGACCGUGCGAUGUUCAUGUCAGAAGCGCCACUGGGGUUUGACGAGGCGGUCAGUAGGAACUGGACCAGGGACAGUUUCCAGAGCUCACUUCUCCGCGGCUUUCCCAUGGUCAGAGAUGUGCUUUUCUAUCGCCCCGGAAACUACGAUGGCGCGCGGUCUGCCUGCUUCUUCAAAGCCCUGUCGUAUUGUGUAUAUGGCGACCAUACGUUCUACCAGCGGGUGCAGGCCGAACAUCUGUACCACUACAGUGAAAUUCUGGAUUGGAAUGACCAUCCGCGGCAUCGGCUGUACAAGAGGAUGAACCAAAAGUACUACGAUACAAUAAUAUCGGCGGGCCAGAGAGAAGUGGCAACAGUGGCGAACUUCUUCCAGCUCCUCUCGAUCCCUAACAUCUGGAUGCCGCUGGACAUGCUCGACGUUACCGCGGACCUGUACAACCUCUUCAUCGUGGUGUAUACAAUCAGGGACACCAGGUCUGCUAGCAGCGGUAGUAGGCUGUCUAGGCCCGAGGUGACUGAGGUCAGCACCAAGGGUUCUUACAACGCAAGACACAUUUUCCUGCUAUUCGACGGCUUCCACUAUCAGCCGAUGGUGCCUAAUGAGUUCUUGGCCUCCGAGUUCACAUUCCCAAGGGUCACGUACGAAAAUACUAUUGGGCUUCCGUCGUCGAGCGUUGCAGAUCAAGGCAAGGCUUCAGUGGAUCUUAGAUGGAGGAAUACAUGGGGUCCAGGAUUGAACAGGAGGAAGGGCCAUCUUCCAGUAGAUCAUGUUUUUUACACACAGUCGCUCAGGAUCGUGAUGACGGGCACGUAUCCGAGCCAAUAA